Messenger RNA from Athalia rosae (coleseed sawfly), 737 nucleotides. It is a transcript of the gene NHP2, whose product is annotated as H/ACA ribonucleoprotein complex subunit 2-like protein. Lineage: Eukaryota; Metazoa; Arthropoda; Insecta; Hymenoptera; Athaliidae. Bases 114 to 599 code for a protein of 161 amino acids. The transcript is spliced from 3 exons. Gene Ontology annotation, biological process: snRNA pseudouridine synthesis; rRNA pseudouridine synthesis. Gene Ontology annotation, molecular function: box H/ACA snoRNA binding. The record is from RefSeq and is a predicted model, not a curated record. Gene Ontology annotation, cellular component: box H/ACA snoRNP complex.
AGUGUUCGAUAUCUUCGUAUCACCACGUGUUUUGAUACGGGUUAUUCCGGCCAGAGUUUUAGCGUUUAUACUGUGAUUAAAGAAAUCGUGAAUAGUGCUGCUGUGAAUUAAAAAUGACGAAAAAAGAUAAGCAGAUCAAAACCGAGCCUGAAGAUGAAACAGAGGUAAUGGAAGUAGAUACGUCGAUUGUAAAAGGCAGCAGCUAUGAAGACAAAUUGAACAACGUUAGUAUCAUUGCUAACCCCAUGGCCUCGAAGAAACUAACCAAAAAAAUCUACAAGUUAAUCAAAAAAGCGGCAAAGCAUAAGACCUAUUUACGAAACGGGCUUAACGAUGUCCAGAAGCACAUACGGAAGGGAGAAACUGGGCUGGUAGUUUUUGCGGGAGAUGUUACGCCAAUAGAGAUAAUGUGUCACUUGCCGGCUGUUUGUGAAGACAAAGACAUUCCGUAUUGUUAUACACCGUCCCGACAAGAUAUCGGAGUGGCGAUGGGCGUGAAACGUGGUAGUUUAAUGGUGCUUAUCAAGGAGCACCCAGAAUACAAAGAUCUCUACGAUGAAAUCAAAAAAGAAAUGGUCAAAUUGGCGCUGCCGUUGUAAGUUAUAUUUCCCACAUUUGGGACAACAUAAUCGAUUUAAUGUAUAGAAUAAUAAAUGGCGUGAGUUUCUACAACUGGAAUAUCCACGUAUGGAAUGAAAUUAGGUGAUAUAAAAUGAGAUUUUUUUUUUAUUACGAAA